AAACCCUCGCUUCGCCCCCAACGUUUGCUCACCCAGACCAAGAUGCUCCGCCGCGCCGCCCCUACGUCGGCUGCACUCUGCCGCCGCGCGCUCUCUACCACGCCAUCCUCUUCCCGCACCGCGGCGGAAACCGCGGCGGUCUCCUCUGAGUUGAACUCCGUCCUCCUCCGCUCGCUCAAGGAGCACUACCUCGAGGUCUGCAAGAUGACGCCGCCGCCCAAGGUCAGCCCGCCCAAGCCCUUCACCAUCGUCAAAGGCGCCCUGGACCAGCCGUCGGGCCCCGUGCUGCGCCGCGAAUACGGCGAAGACGGAGAGGAGAUCUCCAUCUCCGUCGCCAGGCUCGCCAACAUCCUGCCCGCCGGCGCCGACUCUGACUCGGACGGUACCGGCGAGGGCGGUGGUAUGAGCGCGUCCAUCAGCCAGCUCCUCCUCCACGUCGACAUCUCCAAGCCCGGGAUAGGAAAGUCGAUGCAGUUCCUUUGCGGGCUGUACCCGGACGCUCUUGGGAUCCAUUCGGUCUGCCUCCGAUCGAAGAACGCCGACCCGUUUGAUGGGGAUAUGACUUCGAAGGGAGAGUACCGAGGGCGUAUUUUCCAAGAGUUGGAUGAAAAGGUUCGUGAUGCACUUCAUCUUUACAUUGAAGCCCGCGGCAUAAAUGAGAAGCUCUUCCGUUUUCUCCAAGCUUGGCUUUAUGUAAAGGAUCACCGCAAUCUUGUACGCUGGUUCAAGAGCGUUGGUUCAUUCAUCAGUGACCAAAGCCAAAGCAAGAUGUCAAGAACCCCGCGCUGAAGAUGAUCAUCUGAAAGGCGGUCGUGGAGCAGUUUUCUCCAGGAUGGAUAAUUGUCCUAGGAUAAAGUGAAUUAUAUGCAAAGUCGCGCCAGCGAGGAGUUUUGGUUUAUCUUUAGUUUUUAUUCGCCGGGGAAUCAGUGGUCUGGUGGUUGAAUUAGUUAUCAUUAGUCCUUGUGAUCUGCUACCCUAUCAUGCUGAGGUGCUUGUCAGAUUCUCAAUUAUUCAAACUCCACAUUUUCCAUCG
This is a messenger RNA of Zea mays, 1033 nucleotides long. RefSeq lists its product as uncharacterized. Lineage: Eukaryota; Viridiplantae; Streptophyta; Magnoliopsida; Poales; Poaceae. The record is from RefSeq and is marked validated. Gene Ontology annotation, cellular component: mitochondrial matrix.